Sphaeroforma arctica JP610 is the source of this 332-nucleotide messenger RNA. RefSeq lists its product as hypothetical. The annotation marks the transcript as partial. Lineage: Eukaryota; Ichthyosporea; Ichthyophonida. The transcript has 2 exons. The record is from RefSeq and is a predicted model, not a curated record.
AUGUUGGAGUAUGCUGCCUCUGACGUAGCUCUGCUGCUCCGAUUGGGCAAGGCAAUGUACCUUGACCUCGUGCAGAAGAGUGUAUCAUUGCCUGGAAGUUCGGUAUCCGCCACUACCAAUAUGUGGGAAGUCGCUGCAAGGGCGUCACAGUUACGCGUGAACGGUACAUUUAAGGUAAGACGGUCCCAUUUUGAACGUUUGUUUAAAAGCGAGUUUGCUCGUGGAGGGUUUUUAUUAGAGAUGUGCGAACUUGGUUUACAGCAUUUCUCCGAAGAGGAGAGCGUCGUUCUCUAUGGAAGGGUAGGGUUUAAGGGUAGAGUUAGUACGGCUUG